Messenger RNA from Thamnophis sirtalis, 3419 nucleotides. NCBI's taxonomy places the organism in Eukaryota, Metazoa, Chordata, Lepidosauria, Squamata, Natricidae. The record is from RefSeq and is a predicted model, not a curated record.
AUGGGUGUAAAUUUCACCAUAAGCAACAAGGAGACGGUUAAAAACAGUGAUGUCCUGUUCCUGGCAGUGAAACCUCCAAUAAUUCCCUUUAUCUUGGAUGAAAUUGGCUCAGACAUAGAAGAUCGACAUAUUGUAGUCUCGUGUGCUGCUGGUGUUACUAUCAACUCAAUUGAAAAGAAACUUUCUGCCUUCUGCCCCGCCCCAAAAGUGAUCAGGUGCAUGACAAAUACACCAGUCAUUGUGCGGGAAGGGGCCACUGUUUAUGCCACAGGCACGCAUGCAGAAGUGGAAGAUGGGCAGCUCUUAGAACAGCUGAUGGCAAGUGUGGGCUUCUGUACUGAAGUGGAAGAAGAUUUGAUAGAUGCUGUGACAGGACUCAGUGGCAGUGGACCUGCUUAUGCAUUCACAGCCCUGGAUGCCCUGGCAGAUGGAGGGGUGAAGAUGGGCCUUCCUCGCAGGCUAGCAGUCCGAUUGGGAGCUCAAGCCUUGUUGGGAGCUGCCAAAAUGCUGUUGGAUUCUGAGCAGCACCCUGGACAGCUUAAGGACAAUGUUUGCUCGCCAGGAGGUGCUACCAUCUAUGCUCUCCACUUCCUAGAGAGUGGUGGUUUCCGCUCACUGCUCAUCAAUGCUGUGGAGGCAUCCUGCAUCAGGACACGGGAACUACAGUGCUUAGCUGACCAGGAGAAAGUCUCCCCAGCUGCCAUUAAGAAAACCUUAAUGGAUAAAGUGAAAUUAGAAUCUUCCUCUGCCAACAAAGUCAGCCUAUUCAACAAGAAGAAUCCUGGCAACAAGAAGCAGUGAAGAGACCCUGGCCUUGCCUGAGCCUGUUUUAUUUUUCUUUGAAGGGAACAUCAUUUUAAAGUGGGGGGGAUAGGUGUCCUGGACCUCAAAAUGCUGAAAGAAAGGCAUUUAAGUUUCCAGAAGUAAUUAUUAAAGUAUAGUAGAUAGGGCAAUGUUCUUGGAGGCUGAGGGGAAAGUAUUUUUUUCAGCCAGUUCUCUUAGGGAGGAAACUAUAGCAGUCUUCAUUUGAACUUGACAGAUGAUUUGUUUACAUUUUUCAAUCCAAAUUUUCCUAGUUAACCUCAUAACUGAUUUACACAACAGAUGAUCCAGAGAAAUAAUUACAUAGUCAAACAGAAAGCUGUAUCCAAGUACAUACAAGUCUUGUUCACUUGCCUUCAUUCACUCGUUCAUUAUUUCAUUCCUCUCACUCACACACAUACAAACACACAUAUACAGGGUAGAAACAGACUCUUCAUAUCUUGUUUCUGCAAUGUCUCUCAUUUUAAUCAAACAAUUGUUUAUCUACUGCUUUUAGAUUUCAUAUAGGUUAUUUGUCUGGGCUAAUACGCUGCAAAAAGUAUCUAUAGUAGUCUAUAAUAUCUUCAUUCCAUAAGAACAUAAGAAUCUGUUUUAAACAGAUGCAUCUGAUUCUCUAUUUGGCCACAUAUUGUGUCUACUCUGACUGGCAGCAACUUCCCAGUCUUUAGCAGAGCUCUUUUUCAUUUCUUGCUUCUUAAAUUGGAUUUGCCCAAGAUUUUGAUUUUUCAUUUUCAUGCAGGUAAUGUGCAAACUUCUGGUACGUAAGCUGUAAGAAAUCUUAUCUAGGUUCAGAAUCUGCUAUGGCAUGUCUGAAAGUUGUUCAAAUUGUGUGGAGAUUAUUCAUAGGUAAUUUUGAUUUUCACAGUGGAGUAGAUGUUAACACAAGGUAUUAACAUUUUGGUACUACAGUCAGAAAUAAAAAACUACUAUGAUGCAAGAAUGAGUAACAGAUGCAUUAGUGCUCUAAUCAUGAAUUUAUUGGAUUUAUUCACAGCAUUCCUCUAAUAGAUAAGGAUUAAGACUUGAAGCUUGCCUAAGGUUGCAAAAUGGGGGGGUGGGAAUAGUUGUGAGGUAUACCUUCUAAGUAGACCUGAAAUCAAAGACCUUAUUAUAGUGAGGUGCAGAGAAGUCAGUUCUCUCAUUUCUUUUAAGGCUAGAGUCUUGCUUUGCUAAAAUGCUCCCUGCCCUUUCUAGGACAUGGGUAUUGUGUUAUAUAUUGCUUUUGAGUAAAAUAUUUUUCUGCUGAGAAAAGCAGAACUUAGCCUUUAUCUGUAGAACUUAAGUCUCUUGAUAUCCUGGAGGCAGACGUGUUCUGAACUAAUUGGGAGCUUCAGUAUGCAGGUCCUGCUAAAGAGCCCAAAGACUACGAAUAUGUAGGUGGUGAUUGUGCCCAUAAAAAUCAAGGGCAGAGCAAUUCUGUACUACUUCAUCAUUGUCCUCUUCCUGCUUUAAAGACUUAUUCUAAUCUUUUCUUGUCACUUUUUCCUAUUUUCUGGAAUACACAUAAUAGGAGCAGUGGCUUUUAUUUUGUGAAUUCUUUCCCAUCUUUUACACCUAUAAGAGCGAGCUCAGAAACAUCCAUUCUGUCUUUAAACAAACCACACUUCUUGUUACAUCUGAACUCAGGAAACUUCUUAAAUAAUAGUAAAGUGACAAUGAUGUAGAGUUAAACUAUGUCCAAAGGAAUAUGAAGCAGGAUUCUCUUGGGGUGAAGCUUUAGCUUAUUUUUUUAUGACUACCCAAAUGGUCAAAGAAUUAGAGGAGGAAAUGUUUUUGCUUUAGGUACUUGCUGCAAUUUGUAUAUACUAUUUUUUGGGAAAUCAUUGUGAAUGGAACACUGAGAGUCUGCAUUUUUCAAUUUAAAAUUACAUUUGACUACUUCUGUCUUCUGAUUGCAUUAAAGUAAGCGUGUGAAACCUCAGGUGUUUUCUUUCUUGCCUUCCCUUCAACAACAAAGAAACUCGGCCAUCAAUCAAAUACCUUGCUUUUCCACUUCCUUGAAUGGAAGAGAUGGAACAAAAUUGGGCUGAGGGAGUAAAAUAUAGUAGAGUACUGUCUAUCAGUAUCUUGGAAAACUGAUAGAAGAUCUGGUUGUAUAAGCAGUUUGGUUUUUAAUUUAGAACAAAGCUGACAAGUAUAUGUAAGAAAUACAUAUUAUAGAGAAAAUUUUGAUUAUCACAUGCCUAUAGGAUUGAAGCUGAUGCAUAUUUUAAAAUAAAGCAGUAAGGUUUGUUUGUGUGUUUUUUCUGCUUAUUUUGGUGGUCUGAAAGUGGGUCAGUUUUUGAAGAAUCUGAAAGGCACAUAGCUUUUCCUUCUCACUCCAAUUCUUCAGUCUGAUUUUCUCACUUGAAUAUUGGUGUGUAAGUUUUCCAAAUGGGAUAGUUAGUCUAUUGGCCAAGCAGAUGGGGAAUCUGGUUUCCAAACAGAUAUGGCUGAAUUAUUUCUUUCUCAAAAUGUAUGUGACAUGAAAAUAUUUGCGGUUUUUUAGUCUGUAAAAUCCAUAUACAUAUAGAACUGUACUUUAUGACAUUUAUAAACCCUGUAUUUUGUAUUGGUGAUGGUCUCACAAGAUUAUUGCUGUUGCUAUUAAUAUGCUU